Messenger RNA from Leptosia nina, 747 nucleotides. NCBI's taxonomy places the organism in Eukaryota, Metazoa, Arthropoda, Insecta, Lepidoptera, Pieridae. The record is from the annotation of a GenBank genome assembly.
AUGCCGAAGUCAAAGCGAGAUAAAAAAGUUUCACUUACAAAAACUAACAAAAAGGGUCUUGUAUUGAAACAAAGAAUCAUAGAAGAGGUAAGAAAUUCGUUGUCAAAGUAUGAAAAUAUAUUCGUUUUCUCUGUAAAUAACAUGCGCAACACAAAGCUAAAAGAUUUGCGAAAUGAAUGGAAGGAUUCAAGAUUUUUCUUUGGGAAAAAUAAAGUAAUGGCUGUGGCUUUGGGUCGAAGUAAAAGUGAUGAAGUAGAAGAACAAUUAAAUCUGAUCUCAAAAAAACUAAAAGGCCAAUGUGGUCUUCUUAUGACAAACAGAGAUGUAAUUGAUGUUUUGAAGUGGUUUGAUGAUUUUGAAGAUUUAGAAUAUGCCAGAGCUGGUUUUGUCGCUACUCGUGAUGUCAUAUUACCUCAAGGACCAUUAAAGGAUUUUUCACACACAAUUGAACCCCACCUUAGAAGACUAGGUCUUCCGACUAGUUUAGAGAGGGGUGUAAUUAAUUUAAUAAAAGAGUAUCAGGUAUGUAAGAAAGGUACUCCAUUAACCCCAGAACAAGCGAGUAUCCUUAAACUUUUGGGUAUUCAAAUGGCUAAUUUUAAAGUUGUAAUCAAGUGUCACUGGAAUAAAGCAAAAGGUUUUCAUAAAGACACAAAUACCCCAAGUGAUGAAGAAGAUAGUGAUGAUGAUGAUGAUAACAAAAGUAAUACCCUGAAAGAUGUUGCUAUGGAGGAAGAGGAAACAUAG